GAAAUGGUGCGUGGGGUUAGUUUACGAGUUAAGAAACCGUAGCGAGUGGAGAAACUCAAAAAUGGCGUUUAAUCCGUCUUCAUUCAUUGGUAGAUACUGGCUGAUUGACCUACCCACAGCACUGUUCAGGCUAGUUUUCCGGGUGAGCCGUUUAUGCCCGAUAAGAGCAUCAUGAAAGGAGAUUGACUUCCUUUUAUUGGGAAGGUUGUGACUAGAGUUAGUGAGGUGGUUAAAAAGUGAGAAUUCCUAGACCGGGAAGGAACCCAAGAAGAUUAAAGUUGGAGAAUGUUGGAACCCAGGAAGUAGUGGACAUAUGGCUCAACCAAUGGAAUCACAAAAGGAGGUCUGAAUUACUGUAUAGCUCCUAUCAGACCGCAUCGGCUUCUAUUACAUGAAAAAUAUCAGCGCACAAUUAACCGAGAGAGACCACCAGAAGUUAGAUUGGCACAAGUCACGCAUUUUAACCUGGAUGAGCAACGUUCUCUCUGUGACCCGUGCCGGAAAUCAUCCCAUUCGCAAGAAAGAAUGGCUUGACGGCACCGAAGAGGACAUUCAGCGGUUGCUGAAAAGGGCUAGCGGUAUUGAAGCCAUCAUGCUGCAGAACGUGGGCGAGAAUCUUCUAUCCUUCCUGCGCGGGGAGGUGAUAAUGCUCGAAGUACUUCAAAAAGAUGACAUCCUGGACCAGUCCUACAAGAACGCUGCCGAAACCAUGGCGAUGAAUACGCACCUGGGAGACAUCAUCAAGCAAAUCGCUUUCCGAUUCCCACGGAUGAAGAUCCUCGAGCUAGGGACUGGCACAGGCUCGGCCAUCAACACUGUCCUUUAACGUAUUGGCCGUUCAUACCACUCGUACACUUUCACUGAUAUUUCGGCUGGUUUCUUUGGAAAGGCACAGAACGCGUUCGUAAA
This is a messenger RNA of Aspergillus ruber CBS 135680, 909 nucleotides long. RefSeq lists its product as uncharacterized. The coding region runs from base 392 to 826 and encodes 144 amino acids. The record is from RefSeq and is a predicted model, not a curated record. NCBI's taxonomy places the organism in Eukaryota, Fungi, Ascomycota, Eurotiomycetes, Eurotiales, Aspergillaceae. The transcript has a single exon.